Molecule: messenger RNA, 1580 nt
Organism: Vitis riparia (riverbank grape)
Lineage: Eukaryota; Viridiplantae; Streptophyta; Magnoliopsida; Vitales; Vitaceae
Product: tubulin-folding cofactor D-like
Exons: 6
Coding region: 850-1332 (160 amino acids)
Biological process (GO): post-chaperonin tubulin folding pathway; microtubule cytoskeleton organization; tubulin complex assembly
Molecular function (GO): GTPase activator activity; beta-tubulin binding
Source: RefSeq, a predicted model, not a curated record
AUUCUUAUUUAUUAUUCUGAAAACUUUGACCUAUUAUUUCAGAUUGGUACUCUGAAGGCAGCUCUGGCAAGGAAAGAGGAAAACCAGAGGACAUGCAACAUUCAUUUUCCAACAGUUCUGAAAGAUAGAGAACAAAAACCAGUGAGUUAUCCAAGUUUGAUGUUCUGAUUAUGCAUCCAAGUUUUUGUGAAACCAGAAUUCAAGUUUGAUGUUCUGAUUAUGUAGGUAUGCAGCAAUUAGGUUUUCUUUUUCUUUUUCCCGUAUUCUGUUUUUAACAUCUUGUGUAUGAGAUUGGUGACGGGUAUUCUUUAUGUUGUACAUCCUAUGCAAAAGAGGCAUUGCAUAAGAUCUAAUUCCAUUUGGCAUAUGUAUUACUUGGAACAAAAUCUUCUUCUCUCCACAAAUGACAACAAUUCAGUACUGAAGAUUGCUGAUUUUGGAUUUGCAAGAUCUCUACAACCUAGAGGUCUUGCAGAAACAUUGUGUGGUUCACCACUGUACAUGGUGCCAGAGAUAAUGCAACUUCAGAAAUAUGACGCAAAGGUGAUAUUUACUUUCUCCAUCUGUAAGAAUCCAUCCAUUUUCUUGCAUAACCAUCACUGAAUUGGUAAAUGAGAAGGUUCAAAAAAUGGGAUUAGUUGGGAGGUCAAUUGAUGUUGCAAGUUUUAAUAAUUAUGAAGAAUUAUGCUAGGCAAUUGAAUGCAUGUUUAGAGUUGAAGGUGUGCUCAACGACGAGAAAGGCUCAGGUUGGAAAAUGGUGUAUGUGGAUUAUGAGAAUGAUGUACUUCUUGUUGGGGAUGAUCCCUGGAAACCAUUGAGAUUCUUUUCAGCAAAAAGAUAUUAUUGACCAUGGAGGGCCAUACUUCAAUCUUCUAUGCUGGUGUUUUGGAUUCUCUAGCAGUGGAAUUGAAGGCGACAAAGGAUAUCUCCAAGUUAUAUGCUGGCAUUGCAAUACUUGGGUAUAUUGCUUCCGUUCUAGAAUCCGUCAACACCCGAGCCUUUUCUCAUCUUCUCACUUUCCUGGGCCAUAGAUAUCCCAAGAUCCGGAAGGCUUCUGCUGAACAAGUUUACCUUGUCCUCCUACAAAAUGGAGAGCUUGUGACAGAGGAUAAGAUGGAGAAAGCGCUUGAAAUUAUUUCCGAAACUUGCUGGGAAGGUGAUAUAGAAGAAGCAAAACAACGACGAUUAGAGUUGCAUGAUAUGGCUGGUCUAGAAAUAGGGUUACUUCCCAAAAUUGGGAAUGGAGCAUCAAACAGGGAUGAUGAGAAGAGGCCAGCAGCCAGUGAUGAGAAUGCAUCAUACUCUUCCUUAGUUGGGUCAACUGGGUUCUGAUUGACUUGAAUUAAACCAUCCUUCAUGUUUGUUGUACAUUUUCGUCACUUCUCUUCACCUUAGACAUCUACCUCUCUAGCUUUUCUUGCAUGUCGCACAAUUUGGUGUUUCUCAAUCAUGUGGAUGCCAUGUGGUUUGAGAUUUUUUUUUUCUUCAUAUAUAUAUAUAUAACAUUUUUUCGUGUGGCUUUUUCCCUUUUUUGUCCUAGGUUUUUUUUGUGGGCAAAAUUGCUCAUGGCUUGGUAAUAA